CUCAGACAUUCAAAAGAAAGCUAUCAGAAGCUGCAUGGCAGGAAAGCUUGACAAGUACAUACAAUGGCUACCUCAAAGUUCAACCUUUCGAUUCAUUUUGUCAUUCUUGUUAGUCGACAAGGAAAAGUGAGGCUGACCAAAUGGUUUUCACCCUAUUCCCAGAAGGAACGAUCUAAGGUAAUGCGGGAACUGAGUGGCAUAAUACUCAAUCGGGGCCCCAAGUUGUGCAACUUUGUGGAGUGGAGGGGGCUUAAAGUUGUGUAUAAAAGAUAUGCCAGCCUCUAUUUCUGCAUGUGUGUUGACCAGAACGAUAACGAACUGGAAACCCUUGAAAUAAUUCACCAUUAUGUUGAGAUACUGGAUCGCUAUUUCGGCAGCGUUUGUGAGCUGGACUUGAUUUUUAACUUUCAUAAGGCUUACUAUAUAUUGGAUGAGCUUCUGCUUGCUGGCGAGCUUCAAGAGUCAAGCAAGAGAACAGUCGGGCGGAUGAUAGCUACCCAUGAUCGAUUUGUGGAGGUUGCUAAAGAGGAGGCGAGUUCAAUAGGCACUUUGAUCGCACAAGUCCGCAUGUAGGAGAGGAGAUUGAUUCAUAUGAAAUGCACAAAUAUUGCUAUGAGUUCUACA
This is a messenger RNA of Prunus avium (sweet cherry), 624 nucleotides long. The record is from RefSeq and is a predicted model, not a curated record. Lineage: Eukaryota; Viridiplantae; Streptophyta; Magnoliopsida; Rosales; Rosaceae.